Messenger RNA from Megalobrama amblycephala (Wuchang bream), 2568 nucleotides. It is a transcript of the gene fggy, whose product is annotated as FGGY carbohydrate kinase domain containing. The transcript has 16 exons. The record is from RefSeq and is a predicted model, not a curated record. The coding region runs from base 402 to 2315 and encodes 637 amino acids. Lineage: Eukaryota; Metazoa; Chordata; Actinopteri; Cypriniformes; Xenocyprididae. Gene Ontology annotation, molecular function: phosphotransferase activity, alcohol group as acceptor; kinase activity. Gene Ontology annotation, biological process: carbohydrate metabolic process.
GUGUGGGAGGAUAGUAACUUAUCGAGGGGGGAGUGGGAGGCUUUGAAGGGAGGACCACUCAUUGGUUAUUAAGUCAGCGGACAAGGGGAGUAUGGUGGUAGUGAUGGACCGGGAACAGUACAUUAGUGAGGCUAUGAGGCAGUUGGAGGAUAAGGAGUUUUAUGAGGAAUUGCAGGAGCCCAUUUUUCCAGAGUCAGUGGGGUUGAUUAAGGAGGAGCUGGGGCGGUUACGGGAGGGGUGUUGGCUGAGUGCUAACCAGGUCCAGUACAUUAGGGGCCAGGACACUCCCAGGGAGAGGAGAUUUUAUUUGCUUCCGAAGAUUCAUAAAGAUAGGGCCACCUGGCUAUUUCCAGAUGUCCCCCCGUGGAGACCUAUAGUGUUGGACCGUGGCAGUGAAAGCUAUGGGGUGGCGGAGUUCAUCACCAAACACCUGGGUCUGCUCUCCACAAGACAUGCCAGCUAUAUUACGUACGAUUUUCUGUAAAAAGGUGCAAGGCAUAAGAAUAGGUCCGGGCGCCAGUCUCUUCUCUAUGGAUGUGGAAAGCCUGUAUGCUAAUAUAGAGAUAGAGAAGGGGCUGGAGGAGCCCAGAUCAGAGUAUCCUGAGGCUGCUGGAGUUGAGCCUGAAGAGGAAUGCUUUUGGAUUCAACGGGCGUCACUAUCUGCAGGUGAAAUGAGCAGGUAUUAUGUGGCGGUGGACGUGGGCACUGCCAGUGUGCGGGCGGCUCUGGUCACUCCGGAUGGUCGAGUCAAACACACGGCGGAGGAGCCGGUGGUGAUCUGGGAUCCGUGUGCGGAGCAUUAUGAGCAGUCUUCGGAGGACAUCUGGAGCAAGUGCUGCAGGACGGUGAAGAGAGUAACUCGGGACAUUGACGUGGCGUGUGUUCGAGGGGUCGGGUUCGAUGCCACCUGCUCACUGGUGGUUCUGGACCGGCACUUCCAGCCCGUGGCUGUCAAUCACACAGGCGUCAGGGAGAGGAACGUGGUGAUGUGGAUGGACCACCGGGCCGCAGAACAAGCCGCUCGGAUCACGGCCUCCAAACACAGAGUGCUCCGGGGAGUCGGAGGAGUGAUGUCGCCCGAAAUGCAGCCGCCCAAACUGCUGUGGCUCAAAGAGAAUCUGCGGGAAUCCUGUUGGAAAGAAGCGGCACAUUUCUUUGACCUUCCAGACUUCCUGUCCUGGAAAGCCACAGGGUCCUUAUGCAGGUCUCUGUGUACUCUGGUCUGUAAGUGGACGUAUUCCCCGUCUGAAGGGUGGGACGACACCUUCUGGAGCGCCGUCGGCCUGGAGGACCUGAUGGAGAACAGUUACUCUAAGAUCGGUGAGCAGACGUGUUGUCCCGGGACUCCUGUAGGACGAGGACUGACCGCAGACGCCGCUGCAGAUCUGGGCCUGAGACCGGGGACGGCUGUGGCCGCUUCGCUCAUAGACGCUCACGCAGGAGGGUUAGGGGUGAUCGGGGCCGAUGUGAGCGGACACCAGCUGCCCUGUGAAGAGCAACCGGUCACGUCCCGUAUGGCGCUCAUCUGUGGGACGUCCUCGUGUCACAUGGCUGUGAGCACGCAGCCGCUGUUCGUCCCCGGGGUCUGGGGCCCGUAUCUGUCCGCAAUGCUGCCGGGACUGUGGCUGAAUGAGGGCGGCCAGAGCGCCACGGGGCGACUGGUGGACCAUGUGGUGAAGGGACACGCGGCGUACGGUCAGCUGAGAGAGCAGGCGGAGACGAGUGGGAAACACGUUUGCUCCUGCCUGAACCUCCAUCUGCAGCACAUGUGUGGAGACGCAGCACAUCUGGAGCAGCUGACCGCCGGCCUGCACAUCUGGCCUGAUUUCCACGGCAACCGCUCUCCUCUGGCCGACCAGACGUCACGGGGCUUGGUUGUGGGACUCACUUUAUCACAGACGCUGGAUGAUUUGGCUCUGCUGUAUCUAGCAACUCUUCAGGCCAUCGCUCUCGGCACCAGACACAUCAUAGAUGCCAUGAGAGAGGCAGGACAUGACAUCACAACCCUCUUCCUGUGCGGGGGGCUGAGCAAGAACGCUCUGUUCGUACAGACACACGCCAACAUCACGGGGCUGCCGGUGGUCCUGCCGGCCGAACCAGAGGCUGUGCUGCUGGGAUCUGCUGUGAUCGGAGCCUGUGCUUCAUCUGACUGCGGAUCCAUACAGGAAGCAAUGAAGAAGAUGACCAGAAUCGGGCAUGUGGUCAGACCAAACCCUGAGCUAGAAAGCUUUUACAGAAGGAAGUACGCCGUGUUUCUGCGUCUGUACGAUCAUCAGAAGGAGUGUGUGGCGCUGAUGGAGGAUGAUGGAGUUUGACAUAGAUUAAACAAGUCUUGACAUGAAGACUGCUUCAAAUGACCAAAAACACCAGAUUUUCAUGAAUCUGUCCUUUAUCUGAACAUUAUAUGUGUUCAGCCCUUUACACCUGCACAGGUAUUUUACACAAAUGAGCAGGAGUGAGGAAACUAUCACCAGAUAAAACCAGUCAAAACCACUUUUGUGUUUGACCAUAACUGGAAUCAGUGUUGAAAUAUGCAUUUCAGAGCAAUAAAAGUCUUUUUAAAAAUCA